AACUUGAACAAAACCUUCCACUUCUGGUUAGGUCUUUGAGACCAAGCAGGCUGCCACUCGCCAAAGGACCCGCCAUCGAACACUGCUAGGAGAACAGCAGACUUGACUAUGGACUUUCCUACCUUCAUAACGCACAUCAACGACGCGCUUGCACAUGAGAACGGCAUCGGGCUUGCCUAUUUGCUCAGGCCGACCAGCCCUCAUGGCAAAGAGUUGGUCAAGCAAUACAGGAAUCCUACACGCGCGUCCCUCCGCCGUUACGAAAACUCAACAACGAGCCCAUGGGACGAGAUUGCCAUACUUUAUGUCCUAGUUUGUGGCCACAUAGCCAAGAGGCGGUCUCCGGAAGCUUUCAGAGAUCAUGUUCAGCUAGUAACAAACUUCCUGCGCUUCUUCCAAGAAAGCCAAGGGUGGACGUUGCAGGCCUUGUUCGCGAUACUCCGUGACCUUCGCGACCUUGCGAUUGACGCGGACGUACAAGCGCGCGCAGAAGGUGGCAAAGCCGACCAUAUGGAGGAGGCGGCGCGCGUCGUUAUGAAGGCCUUUACUGCAUGCGUCACUGAUAGAUCGUCUCCUCCAGACCGGUCAAGAAAAUGGGGCGUUUACUACGUCGCUGGCCUCGUGUUUAAGUGCUACUUCAGGCUCAAACGCAUAUCGCUCACCAAAAACAUCCUGCGGGCGCUAGAGGUGAACCAGGACAUACCGCCGUUAGAGCAUUAUCCGCGUGCGCAUCGGGUCACCUUCCGCUACUACCUUGGCAUGCUCAACUUUCUCAACGAGGAGUACGCAAAGGCCGAAGAACAGCUCACGCAAGCCUUCUACAACUGCCACACUGGGCAUCACGCAAACCAGGAACGAAUCCUCGCCUACCUUAUCCCCCUCCGCGUAUUGAAAGGUCACCUGCCCUCAAAAGAAUUGCUUGCCCGCUUCCCCGUACUGGAAGGCCUCUACCUACCGUUCAUCGACGCCAUUCGACACGGGGAUCUCGCUACCUUCGACCGCACGUUGGAGGAGAAUGAGCAUAAGUUGUUGGCGUUGAACCUCUACCUGACGGUCGAGCGCAGCCGCGAGCUGUGCAUGCGCGGCCUCUUCAGGAAAGCCUGGGUCGCCGCAGAACGGACCUCGCGCAUGCCGAUCUCCAUGUUCCAUGCUGCACUUCGAAUUUCUGGCAGCGACGUGCCCGUGGAGGAGGCGGAGUGCUUUGUAGCGAACAUGAUCUACAAAGGAUACAUGAAGGGGUAUAUCAGUCAUGGCAUGCAGAUGGUGGUCUUGUCCAAGGCAAAUGCAUUUCCGCGGUUGGUGGAGAGGCCAGCGCCGUACUCGGUUUUGUAGUCGUAUAUACACCUGAUGCUCGGUUACAAGUUCCAAGAUACGGGUGCCUAGUACGCCCUUGCUGUCUGCUACAAGUG
Molecule: messenger RNA, 1409 nt
Organism: Schizophyllum commune H4-8
Lineage: Eukaryota; Fungi; Basidiomycota; Agaricomycetes; Agaricales; Schizophyllaceae
Exons: 10
Coding region: 109-1332 (407 amino acids)
Biological process (GO): poly(A)+ mRNA export from nucleus; transcription elongation by RNA polymerase II; post-transcriptional tethering of RNA polymerase II gene DNA at nuclear periphery
Cellular component (GO): transcription export complex 2
Molecular function (GO): RNA binding; double-stranded DNA binding
Source: RefSeq, a predicted model, not a curated record